AGCGGACGUCACACCCGGUGUGACUGUGAACAGCCGGCAGUAUUGAAGUCAGAAUUUGGAGUUGCUCUUUUUUUUAUUACUUUUUACCUUCUUUUAAAUCGUGCAAUCACAAUGACUUUCGAUGUUCGCAGGUUCGAUAUCUACAGGAAAGUGCCCAAAGAUCUCACCCAGCCAACCUAUACAGGAGCUUUCAUUUCAAUAUGCUGCUGCGUCUUUAUGCUGUUCCUGUUUCUCUCAGAACUGACGGGAUACAUAAGCACAGAAAUAGUAAAUGAACUGUAUGUCGAUGACCCUGAUAAGGACAGUGGUGGGAAGAUAGAUGUGAGUUUAAACAUCAGUUUGCCAAACUUACACUGUGAUUUGGUGGGUUUAGACAUUCAAGAUGAGAUGGGACGUCAUGAAGUGGGCCUCAUAGAGAAUUCAAUGAAGGUGCCGCUCAACAACGGUUAUGGCUGCCGCUUUGAAGGAGAAUUCAUUAUUAAUAAAGUUCCAGGAAACUUUCAUGUGUCGACACACAGCGCGACCGCUCAGCCUCAGAACCCUGAUAUGACCCACAUCAUUCACAAACUGUCUUUUGGGCAAAAGCUGGAGGUGCAACAUGUCCAGGGUGCCUUCAAUGCUUUGGGUGGAGCCAACAGACUUCAGUCCAAUGGUUUGGCUUCCCAUGAUUACAUUCUCAAGAUCGUCCCCACGGUUUACGAGGAGCUGGGGGGAAAUCAGAGAUUUUCGUACCAGUACACAGUGGCGAAUAAGGAAUAUGUGGCAUACAGCCAUACAGGACGCAUUAUACCUGCGAUCUGGUUUCGCUAUGACCUCAGUCCAAUAACAGUAAAGUACACUGAGAGGAGACAGCCGUUAUACCGCUUCAUUACCACGAUAUGCGCUAUUAUCGGCGGCACGUUUACAGUAGCGGGCAUCAUUGACUCCUGCAUAUUCACAGCCUCGGAAGCCUGGAAGAAAAUUCAGAUCGGAAAAAUGUCAUGAGUGAAGACUGAAGAUUUUUCAUUUGUGCCAGCCAAACCUCUACAUCCCAUCAGUUUUCCAACAUCUGGAAGAAUCUUAUUAAAUGGACUUCUUUGUUUAUUUCCUACACUAAAUUAUAAAGAUUUGCUGAACUUUAUUUGUCAAAUGGAGGUGAUUUCUCUAUCUGGCUGCCACAUUUCAAGAUUUCACAUUCAGUGUUUUAUAGGAUUUAUGUGGAAAGAACUUGAUUUCCACUUAUAUGAAGGACUCCAGGGUUUUCUCGUUCAAACAGAGAGUUUUAUAGGAAUACUUUUAAGUGUUAAAUGUGGAGAAUGAUGUCACUUUAGAUGUAUCGUAUUGUAAUGGUUUACAUUAAAUUUUUACUUAAAGAUUUCCAACCGGUUCCUCUGGCCUUUGUACAACAGCCAAGUCAUGAAUUACAUUAUAUAAGUGAUUGGAUAUUUGAUUGUAUAUGUGCCUUUUAUUAAGUCUUUCUCUAUCUAUUGAAAACUAUCAAGGACCCCAGGUCAAUUCAUACCAAAAAGCUAAAGAUAUCAAUGACAAGUUUUGCAUAGGCUUUGCAUAAUAAAGGUUAAGCCUGUUUUUAAAUAUUAUGAAUUCUUUUUCAGUAUUUUCAUGACAGGGGAGUAAGGUUUUUUUCUUUGUAAUUCUCAUUACCACAAUGCAAAAGAAACUAAAGUGUUUGGUGGAACAGUGGUUCUCUGUUAGCGUGGGUUUUAUUUAAUAAAAUUUUUAAAGUAUGUUUAACUGUAAUACAGUACAAGCUACUGUAUUUCAGUAAAUCAUAAAAUCUUAGAUGAUCACUGUUGAGAAUAAUAAAUAUCACAAAAAAGCUUCAACUUACAUUACUUGAGAAUUUGGGAGAAAAAAAUGUGCUUAUCUGUUGUUGAAAUAUCUGUGUAGAAAACAUUUUGUUUAAGUACGCUUCAUUUCCUUUAAGCAAAAUAUUUUCUGUUUUGUUUUGGAGUAAAUGUUACCAGGACAUGUUUUCAUGGGAUUCACCUGUUAAAGCAACGCAUGAUGGACUUUUUUGAGAAGUGUUGAUGUAGUAUACGCUGGGUGUUGUUUUUCAUGGCACAUUUGUUUUUUUUACAGUAAUGCCUGCAUCAUCCUAGAUGUAUAUUUCAGUUUCUUCUGUAGUUUUAUGUAAAGCGUUCAACUGAGGGGAAAUUUCGAAUACUUUCCUAUUUAAACAAUCUUGAAUGAAGUUUUUUUUAGGCUCCCUUACUGAUGAUUUUAUUUCCUCUGUCUAUAUAUGUUUAUUGGUUAAACUUUUAUUUUGAAAAGUGUGCUGGGAAAUGUCUCAUUAUCUUCCUGUCAAGUGUUCAUUUCUCAUCAUUGUUUGAGUAUGUUGUGAAACCUGUUAUACUGGACUGAGUGUUUUCAGUUUCAUAUAUGUGCCGUAUUGAUGCUGAUAGCACACUUUACAUGGCAACAAGUGUAUUAACACUACAGAAAACCACAACCUACAUUUCAGCUCAUAGUUUCGUUAUUAAAUCAUGAUCUUUUGAAAGUUUUGCCGUUUAUCUUUGUUGAAACUCUGAUGCGGUCUUAUCAGGUUUAAGUUUUACAUCAAAAUCACUACUUUAUUAUUUACACUUUUUUUAAAUCCAGCAUGAAUUUAAAGAAGGCUAUUUUAAGAUUUGACCUGUGAUAAGUUGACAUAACUUUUUAUGUUACUUUAACUUAGCAAAUUAAGUUAAACAAGAAAUGCUGCAUUUUUUGUUGUUGUUACGGUUUAACCAUGUGGACGUCAUCUUGUGGGUUUUUCCUCUUACCAUGUUUGUUUACUCUGUCGUGUAAAACCACAAAAACAACUUUUGUUUUGUUUUUUUAAUAAUUGUUUCAAAUGUUUUAAUAAAAGUAAACCAUGUUGAUAAA
Messenger RNA from Paramisgurnus dabryanus, 2865 nucleotides. It is a transcript of the gene ergic1, whose product is annotated as endoplasmic reticulum-golgi intermediate compartment 1. Gene Ontology annotation, cellular component: endoplasmic reticulum membrane; endoplasmic reticulum; Golgi membrane. The record is from RefSeq and is a predicted model, not a curated record. Gene Ontology annotation, biological process: retrograde vesicle-mediated transport, Golgi to endoplasmic reticulum; endoplasmic reticulum to Golgi vesicle-mediated transport. NCBI's taxonomy places the organism in Eukaryota, Metazoa, Chordata, Actinopteri, Cypriniformes, Cobitidae.